Messenger RNA from Closterium sp. NIES-65, 5847 nucleotides. NCBI's taxonomy places the organism in Eukaryota, Viridiplantae, Streptophyta, Zygnematophyceae, Desmidiales, Closteriaceae. The record is from the annotation of a GenBank genome assembly.
AUGCUCAGAAGCUUACGAAUCCACCCACAAGUCAUCCGUUUUCGGUUUCUUCACUUCUUGUUUCUGCAGACGGCAGACGCGAAAGUCGUCGUGGGGUCGUUCGUGUGGGUCGAGGACUCGGACCAAGCAUGGGUGGAGGGGGAGGUGGUGAAGGUGGAGAAGAAGAAAGUAACGGUCAAAGUCGGGGAUAAGGAGACGGUGUACCGGCUGAAGCACAUCCAUCCGAAAGACCCAGACGCGCCGAGCGGCGGUGUGGACGACAUGACGAAGCUCGCGUACCUCCACGAGCCCGGCGUGCUGCACAACCUCGCCGUGCGAUACUCGCUCGACGAAAUCUACACGUACACGGGCAGCAUUCUCAUCGCAGUGAACCCUUUCCAGAGGCUGCCUCACCUGUACGAUGUGCACAUGAUGGAGCAGUACCGCGGCUCCCGCCUGGGCGAGCUGAGCCCCCACGUUUUCGCCAUCGCAGAGACCUCCUUCAGGGCGAUGGUGGACUACAAGCUGAGCCAGUCGAUUCUCGUGAGUGGGGAGAGCGGUGCCGGCAAGACGGAGACCACGAAGCUGCUCAUGCAGUACCUGGCGUACAUGGGCGGGCGGGCCACAGAGGGGCGAUCCGUGGAGGCUCAAGUGCUUGAGUCCAAUCCGCUGCUCGAAGCAUUUGGGAAUGCCAAGACUGUCAGGAACAACAACUCCAGUCGCUUUGGCAAGUUCGUCGAGAUCCAGUUCGAUGAAUCUGGACGCAUUUCAGGAGCAGCCGUGCGCACGUACCUGCUGGAGAGGUCCCGGGUGGUGCAGAUUUCAGACCCCGAGCGCAACUACCACUGCUUCUACCAGCUCUGCUCGGGAGCCUCUCCUGAGGUGCUUCCCCUGAGGUAUGCUGUGGGAAUCCAAUUCGAUGAAUCUGGACGCAUCUCAGGAGCAGCCGUGUGCACAAUGCAUGCACCUGCUGGAGAGAUCAAGGGUGGAGGUGGAGAGGCUGAAGCUGGCGCCAGCAGAGACAUUCCACUACCUCAACCAGAGCAGCUGCAUCGACCUGCCUUGCCCACCCCAUAUGCCCACCUUCCCAUCUCACCCAUGUCCCCAUGUGCGUAUGAGCCCCCUUUGGCCCCACAGGAGGUGGAGAGGCUGAAGCUGGCGCCAGCAGAGACAUUCCACUACCUCAACCAGAGCAGCUGCAUCGACCUGCCUUGCCCACCCCAUAUGCCCACCUUCCCAUCUCACCCAUGUCCCCAUGAGGUGGAGAAGCUGAAGCUGGCGCCAGCAGAGACGUUCCACUACCUCAACCAGAGCAACUGCUUCGAGCUGCCGGGCAAGGAGACAAACGCGGAUGAGUACAUUAAGACGAGACGGGCCAUGGACGUCGUUGGGCUCAGCCCUGAGGAACAGGACUCGAUAUUCCAGGUGGUGGCGGCAAUUCUCCAUCUGGGCAACAUCACGUUUGCACCAGGCAAGCAGCCCGACUCGUCCAAGGUGUCGGGCGACAAGUCCAAGUACCACCUGGAGGCCGCUGCCUCCCUGCUCAGGGUGGACAAGAAGCAGUUACGAGAGUCGCUCAUAUCGCGCACGCUGGUGACGAGGGACGGCAACAUCAAGAAGGAGCUCGACCCGGCAGCGGCGCUCAUCAGCCGAGACACGCUCGCCAAGACCAUCUAUGCUCGGCUGUUCGACUGGCUGGUGGACAAAGUGAACAAGUCCAUAGGGCAGGACCCCAACGCCAAGACCAUCAUCGGUGUGCUUGAUAUCUAUGGCUUCGAGACCUUCCAGUGCAACAGCUUGCUCUCCUCCCUCACCAAACGCUCCCACUCCUUGUCUCUUCCCUCGCCCGCUUUCAGUUUUGAGCAGUUCUGUAUCAACCUUGCGAACGAGAAGCUUCAGCAGCACUUCAACCACCAUGUGUUCAAGGCGGAGCAGGAGGAGUACGAGAAGGAGGAGAUCAACUGGAGCUACAUCGAGUUUGUGGACAACCAAGACGUGCUCGAGCUCAUUGAAAAGAAGCCAAUGGGGAUCAUCUCACUCCUCGACGAGCAAUGCAUGUUCCCCAAGUCGAACCACGAGACGUUUGCCACAAAGCUGUACCAGACAGUGGGAACCCACGCGCGCUUUGAGAAGCCCAAGCUGUCUCAGACUGACUUCACCAUCGAUCACUAUGCUGGCAAGGUGUGGGCGGCGGUUAGGCAGCCUAACCUGCCUCACGACCUGCCUCACUAUUAUCGACCUUUCGGCAAGGUGGGGCAGGUUAGGCAGGUGACCUACCAAACGGACCUGUUUCUUGAGAAGAGCAAGGACUAUGUGGUGAUGGAGCACCGGACGGUGACCUACCAGGCGGACGCGGACCUGUUUCUCAAGAAGAACAAGGACUACGUGGUGACCUACCAAACCGAUCUCUUCCUCGAGAAGAACAAGGACUACGUGGUGAUGGAGCACCAGACGGUGCUGUCCGAGUCCAAGGACCCCUUCGUGGCUGGCCUCUUCCCCAUCCCCGCGGGUGACAAGGCCAAGACCAAGUUCACGUCCCUGGGCUCUAGCUUCAAGCAACAACUGGCAGAGCUCAUGGCCACUCUGAACCAGACUCAACCGAACUACAUCCGCUGUGUGAAGCCCAACGGCAUGUACCAGCCACAGCUGUUUGAGAACGUCAACGUCAUCCACCAGCUCAGAUGUGGGGGUGUGUUGGAGGCGAUCCGAAUCAGCUGUGCAGGGUAUCCCACGCGGCGCACAUUUGACGAGUUCCUGGACCGCUUCUCCUUCCUGGACCCAGAGGCCUGUGACGGCAGUCAGGAUGACAAGACGGCAAUCACGACUCUUCUGGACAAGCUUGGCUUUGCCAACUACCAGGUGGGCAAGACGCAGGUGUUCCUGAGAGCAGGACAGAUGGCUGACCUCGAUGCGAUGAGGGCGGAGAAGCUGGGGGAGGCCGCCAAGGUCAUCCAGAGGGCGUUCAAGGCGUGGAUGCAGAGGCGCGUGUUUCAACGGCUGCGCGCGGGAGUGCUGCGAGUGCAGGCGCUGUGGCGAGGUCACAAGGCCCGCCUGCAGUACGAGAGUAUCAGGAGGAAUGCGGCAGCAGUGCGUGUGCAGAAGCACGUGCGGCGGUUUGUGGCUCAGAGCAAGUACCGGCGCACACGGCAAGCAGCCGUGGUGCUGCAGUCCGGGGCGAGGGGCAUGGCGGCUCGUAAGGAGGCGAGGCAGAGACGGGAGAACAGGGCUGCUGUCAAGAUACAGAGCAAGUGGAGAGGGCACGUGCAGCAGCAGGAGUAUGGGAGGAGGAAGAAGAGUGCUUUGGUCCUGCAAUCCUCAUGGAGGGGCAGGGCUGCCCGCCUGGAGCUCAAGAAGCUCAAGCAUGACGCGAAGCAAACGGGGGCACUGCAAGAGGCAAAGACGAAGCUGGAGAAGCAGUGCGAGGAGCUCACAUGGCGGCUGCAGCUGGAGAAACGAAUGCGGCUGGACGUGGAGGAGGCGAAGACAGCAGAGAUUCAGAAGCUGCAGCAGGAGCUGGAGGGAGCAAUGAAGAAGGUCGAUGAGGCACACGCUGAGACCCUAGCAGCCAAAGCAGAGAUCCAAGCAGCUAAGGCAGAGACCGAGAGGCUAUCCCUCGAAUUGGCAACAGCAGCACAGUCAGCACAAAUCGCAUCCCAGUCCCUCGACCUUGCCAGCACACCUGCUGCUGCUGCUGCUGCUGCUACUACUCCUGGUUCUGCCGCAAAGGUUUCUCUUUCCGCCUCUGCCUCUGCCGCACCCACUGGUGCCGCGGUCGCAGCAGCAGCAGUUGCCGGCUCCUCCCCUCCCCACUGCGCCUCCUCCACCCCAGGAUCCCCCUUCAUCACCCCCAGAAAAUCCUCCUUCCCUGGCGCCACCGCCACUGCCAAUACCCACUCAACCCCUGCCUCCUCCGGGUCGUUCAACCUGGGAAGCGCGGCUUUGAAUGCGGUGCAGUCAGAUGGAGCGGGGUUAGGUGCGGCGAGCAGCAGGGAGCUGGCGGUGGAGAAUGCUCAGCUGAAGGCGCUGCUGGCGGAGAGUGACGAGCGGGUGGCGCAGGUGGAGGCGGAGGUGAGGGAGGAGAUUUGCAAGAGGGAGCGCCUGCUGGAGGAGACGCAGGAGGAGCUGCGGAAGGUGCAGGAGCUGUGCGCGCGACUCGAGGAGCAGGUGAAGAACGCGGAGCAGGAGAACCAGGUGCUGCGUCAGCAGGCCCUGUCAGCCGCCAUGCCAGCCAAGCCCGGGCUGCCACGUGGCCCCUUGCCAGCCUCGCUGUACACACGUCAGCAGCUGGAGGGCGGCCUCCCUUCGCCCACCACCCCGCGUUCCCAGAUGCUGCAUCCGCCAGAGUCCCCUCAGGGCACGCCUGCCACGCCCAGUGAGGUGGAGAGCAAGCGGCUGAAGCACCUGAACGACCGGCAGACGCAAGACCAGGAGGCUCUCUUGAAGGUGAUAGUGAGCGAGGUGGGGUUCGACAGCAGCCGGCCGGUGGUGGCGUGUGUGACGUACAAGGCACUGCUGCACUGGCGGUCGUUUGAGGCGGAGCGCACGAGCGUCUUCGACCGCAUCAUCCAGACCAUCGGCGGGGCGAUCGAGAACCAGCAGAGCAACGAGAGGCUGGCCUACUGGCUGGCCAACACCAGCUGCCUGCUGUUCCUGCUGCAGCGCACACUCAAGGCGAGCGGGGCACCAGGGUCGCAGGCGCAGCGGAGGAGAAGCGGGAUGCAGCAGACGACUCUAUUUGGCCGCAUGACCCAGAGCUUCCGAGGAGGUUCGCCUACAACACCCACGGGGGUGGUGGGGGCGAGUGGGGGCCUGGAGCACAUCCCCCAGGUGGAUGCCAAGUACCCGGCUCUGCUGUUCAAGCAGCAGCUGACGGCGUAUGUGGAGAAGAUUUAUGGGAUGAUUCGAGACAACCUCAAGAAGGAGAUCUCGCCCACCCUCGCCCAGUGCAUUCAGGCGCCGCGCAUCUCCCGGGCGGCAUACGGGCGGCACUCAUCCCACCGGGGGGCGCCGGUGGCCACGGCCACGCACGCGCUGAGCUCGCACUGGGGCAGCAUCAUCGCCACGCUCACCACGCUGCUCACGACACUUAAAGCCUCCCACGUGCCGUCCUUCCUCGUGCGCAAGCUCGUCACCCAGAUCUUCUCCUUCAUCAACGUUCAGCUCUUCAACAGUCUGCUGCUGCGUCGGGAGUGCUGCUCCUUCAGCAACGGCGAGUACGUGAAGGCAGGGCUGGGCGAGUUGGACCACUGGCUGCAUGAGGCAACACACGAGUACACGGGCAACGCGUGGGAGGAGCUCAAAUACAUCCGCCAGGCUGUCGGCUUCCUGGUGAUUCACCAGAAGCCCAAGAAGAGCAUGCAGGAGAUCACAUCGGACCUCUGCCCUGCUCUCAGCAUUCAGCAGCUGUACCGCAUCAGCACCAUGUACUGGGACGACAAGUAUGGCACUCACACCGUCUCCUCUGAAGUCAUCUCGGAGAUGCGGCGGCGGAUGAGCGACGAGAACAGCGCGUCUGUCAGCAACUCGUUCCUAUUGGACGACGAUUCCAGCAACCCAUUCUCAGUGGAGGACAUCUUAAAGAGCACUCACGAGAUUGACCUCCUCUCCUUCCUCUCUUUCUCCCUCUCACUGUUCCCCUUUGAAUUCCCCAGCAUCCUAUUCUCCGUGGAGGACAUCUCAAAGAGCACCCACGAGAUCAAUCCCCUUUCUCUCACAUCUCCUAUCCCCCUCUCUCUGCCUGCCCACCCCAGCAUCCCAUUCUCCGUGGAGGACAUUUCAAAGAGCACCCACGAGAUUGACCUGCGGUCGCUGCAGCUGCCACCAGCCAUUCGAGACAACAGCACCUUCCAGUUCCUCCUCACUCACUAG